Elgaria multicarinata webbii is the source of this 991-nucleotide messenger RNA. It is a transcript of the gene TMEM220, whose product is annotated as transmembrane protein 220. The record is from RefSeq and is a predicted model, not a curated record. The coding region runs from base 52 to 588 and encodes 178 amino acids. The transcript has 6 exons. NCBI's taxonomy places the organism in Eukaryota, Metazoa, Chordata, Lepidosauria, Squamata, Anguidae.
AGGCGGGCUAGCCGCGACUCCGAGCGGGAAGAGUGAGAGACAGCCAAGGCAAUGGAGUCUGGUGCAAAUGCCUCGACUAGGAUCGCUAAGGGCCCUCCUCCUUCCUCGGGCGUCAGCUGGCUCUGGAGACUCAGCAACUUGGUCAUGGCCGUCUUUUUCGGGCUAGCUGGGGUCGUUCAGGUCAAUGACCCUGAUCCAGGACUCUGGAUAGUUGCCUACUCUGUGCCUGCAGCUCUCACACUGGUUGUCAGCCUUAAUCCAGCAAUUGCAGAUAAUACUGUGUGGAAAAGUCUAUCAGAUUUACAUUCAGCUGCUUGUGUUGUGGGUUCAGCGGUCUUGGGAUAUUCUUUGGUUGCUAAUGCUCAAAAGAACAUCUUGCAUGAAGAAGAAGGCAGGGAGUUAUUUGGUCUGGUGAUUGUUACAGUUUGGAUGAGUCUUUGUCGUAGUUCAGCCAAAAACUCUUUGGGUGGGGUUCGCUUGGCUGUUGCAAUUUUUCUCUCCAUUUUCCCCUUUGUAAUGUGGCUGUACAUCUACGUGAAUGCAGAGAUGCGAGCAUCCUGGCCAACGCACUGCAAAACAGUUAUUUAAGAUGGUGAAAACGAACCAAUCAGUGCUCUAGGGCCCAUUGGCCAUGGGCCGAUUUCUUCAGUGAUGCCAAAUCAACAGGAACCACAGCUGUGACUAAGAUCAGUUAAUUCCUCAAAAAUUCUAGUUAGAAAUGAUCUAUUAUGUCAUUUGGGGAUAGCCAGAAUGGCAUUCUCUGGAUCCUGGCCUAGGUAUUUCAAGGGAAAGAAUACAACCACAUUAAAACUACAUGGAUCGGAGUUGAGAUAACUGCAUGUCCUUGAUAUGUGCAAGACACUGAGUUUGAAUAAAACAGAAGUGUUCCUGUGGGAGUAUCUGGAGCCUAGGAAUACCUUGAUCUUCCUAUUGAAGGUUCACGACACCCUUGAAGGGGCAGUGAUGAUUGUGUAGAUUUUUGUAAUGCAAA